AUGAAACGAGUUGUGAUAACAGGUAUAGGUAUUGUAAGUCCAUUUGGUGUUGGUAAAAGACUUCUCUUUGACAAUUUAUUAGCUAACAAUGUUGCACUUCGAAGUGAUGAAAAGCUUAGAAUAAUUGUGGGACGAAUUCCGGAAUGUGGGAAAUAUGGACUUGACUUGAGUCUGUGGACUCCUCGAGAGUUGAAACAAAUGAGCAGAGGUAGUGUGAUAGCGAUAGUUGCAGCAGAAGAGGCGGUGAAAGAUGCUGGUUUAAAGGGAUGUCACAUGGAAGAAACUGGUGUUAAUAUUGGGAUGGGGAUAGCUGAUCUGGAGGUAAUUUAUGAAGUUGGUAAACAAAUUGCAGAAGAUAAAGGACGUCGAGUAACACCUUUUUUUAUACCACGUAUACUGACCAACAUGCCAGCAGGGCAUGUAAGUAUCAAAUUUGGUAUGCGUGGACCGCAAUUAAGCUCCUGUACUGCGUGCGCAACAGGUUUGCAUAGUGUUGGUGAUUCAGCCACAUUCAUUAAGAUGGGUCGAGCGAAACGCAUGCUUGCAGGUUCUACCGAAGCAUGCAUCAAUAAUAUAGCAAUAACAGGAUUCAGUCAGAUGAGAGCAUUAACUAUGACUUGUUCACGGCCAUUUGACAAACGGCGUGAUGGAUUCGUGUUGAGUGAAGGUGCUGCAAUUUUGGUUUUGGAAGAAAUGGAAGAAGCACUUAAACGGAAAGCGAAUAUCUAUGCUGAAAUUAUAGGAUACGGUGUCGCGAGCGAUGCUUAUCAUCUAACGACCCCAUCAGAAGAUGGGAUCGGAGCUUUUUUAAGUAUGGAACGAUGCUUGGCUGACUCAUGUAUCAAUUCAGAACAAGUUACUUACGUGAAUGCCCACGCAACUUCAACAGUACUUGGUGAUCAUUCCGAAUCACGAGCUAUUGCUCGUCAUAUAGGUCACACUCUCGCCGCAGCUGGUGCUAUUGAAACCGCUAUCACAGCAAUGUGUAUUGAAGAAGGAAAAUUAGUGGGAAAUGCUAAACUGGAAGAAAGCGAUAUAAAAGAGAAUUUACACUUUCUUAAAAAAUCAGAAAGGUGGAAUAAGGAACGAGUGGCCUUGGUGAACUCUUUUGGUUUUGGUGGGUCACAUGCUACCUUGUGUCUAUCAUCAGUGGAAAAUUCUUACUAG
This is a messenger RNA of Brugia pahangi, 1167 nucleotides long. NCBI's taxonomy places the organism in Eukaryota, Metazoa, Nematoda, Chromadorea, Rhabditida, Onchocercidae. The record is from the annotation of a GenBank genome assembly.